GUUGACGAGUCUGGUUUUCCUAAUAAUUUGCUCUCCAAAACUCGGGGAAGAGAAACGUCAAAUACCCUAGAGAGUUGCCAUGUCCGAGGAGCACGAAAUGUGCAGUUACGUUUCCUACGAUGCCGAUGAUAGGUCCCAAAUUUCACCCGCCGACAACGCCCUCCCGGCCCGCUACCGCACGCGCCAGACUCCGCGGGGCGGAAAGCGACGCAAGACAACUCUCGCAAAGAGGCAGCAGUCUCUGGUGAAGCUGGAGAAACAGCUCUCCCGGGAAUUUUCCAGCGAUGAAGAGACGUCGAAAAGUCCUCCGCCGGGCGACGGCGAGGAAAGGUACAAAAUUCCGAGCGACGACUCCGGUUCGUCAGUGGAUGAAGACUAUGAGGUCGACUCUAUCGCCUCCUCGAUCGAAGAAACGUUAACUUGGCGGGGGCGCAUGCAAGUGGCCCUGCACUCCACCGGGUUCCACGGCCUCAUUGUUGCACUGGUCAUCGCCGAUGCUCUCAUUGUCAUAUUCGAGCUGCUACUGGACGUUGGAGCGUUUGGGAAUCUGCAGUGCGAGGGAGAGACACUGUUUGAACAGAAAGAGAGGUGCCACUAUGAGGACCCCGAACGCUGCAGGCCCACGGCCAAGCUGAUCCUGGAGCAGCUAAACAUCUCCACCUCUCCGGGGAGGGGUGUGGGAGAAGAUGGUCUCUGCACUUGCAAGUUCAGACGUGGCUUGCGAGUUUGUGCUGAUAAGGAUGGUGAUGUAGGGGUAAAUCCAGCUGUAGUCCUCCACGUAACAAGUAUCAUCAUUCUCACACUCUUUGUUUUUGAGAUCAUUCUGAAGCUGAUAGCUUUCCGCCUGAAGUAUUUCACACACAAGUUCGAAGUGUUUGAUGGGACCAUUGUGUUUCUGUCCUAUCUCUUGGACUUGGCAUCUCUAGCAGAGGAAGAGGCGUUUGAAGCAGCUUCACUUGUGAUCAUCCUUCGAUUGUGGAGGGUAGUCCGGAUUGUCAAUGGUACUGUGCUCUCUGCCAAGUCACGUUCAGACCAGCAGCUCUCAGAAGCACGGCUCAAGGUCAGGAAAAUCGUACAUGCCUUCCACAAGGCUCAGGACAAGAUGGAUGCAUUGGAGGAACAGAACAGGUUGCUGAAGAAGGAAGUUGCUCGAGCGAAAGGAGUCCGUGUACCCAGAGGACACUUUGGUAUACAGGCACAGGCAGCGAUAGAUAAAACGAAUGAGCAGGCUGCUGACACUCGGGAGACAAGUACAGUCCCAGAGGAAAUGAAUUCCGGUGAGCAGAAGCCGAUUUCCAUGCCUGAGAUUGUCGUAACAGAAGCUGGUGGACGAAACGGCACUGAUAUGUAGUGCCAGACAUAUAAACUUAGUUAGCUAGCGACACUGUUAUUUUAGGUGAGUGUUUACUGUGACCGUGUAUUGCAUUGAAGCACUUGAAUUUCGCGCCAAACUACCGCGGAAACACACUAGCACACGCCCCCCACGUCCUUUCGGGAAGGAAGGGCCCUAGAUGAAGUCAGUUUCAGUCGGUAGUUCAAGACCCGCAGUAAGUAAUCCAUUGCGUACGAGAGUGUCCAGCGACAUGGCGAGUGUUCCCAGUGAAGAACAUUCCCCGACUUCAAGCUACAACGCCUACCCGGGCGACGCGGAGCACCCUCCUGCUUACCCGGGGCGCGACGUGGAGGCCGGCGUGGGACCGUCAGGUGCAGCUGCUCCACACGGGGGUGCUGGCGGAGAAGAACAGAGGAGUACCAAUGGAGAGCUCCACCGCCGUCUCUCCAUGGGUAGCACUGCCUCCACUGAGUCCAGUGUCAACGAAAACCUCGAAGUUGCCUCUGUCACCUCCUCCAUCGAAGACAGACUCACGUAUGCAACAAUCAACCCCGCCUAGUACCAUAUGUGCUACGUCGAUUGUAGCCCAUUUUGCUUAUUUCAAAGACACUGCCAUAGUAGUCUGGUAGUGCAAUAGUCACAAUGCUCAUAUUCGUGAAGAUGUGUGGUUGCUUGCAACGAUAGAUUAAAUAGCAUCUUCUGGUGGCGAGGUCGUAUGCAGGUCACGCUCCACAGCCAUGCAUUUCACUCUGUCAUCAUUGUUCUGGUGGUGUUGGACGCUCUCAUUGUCCUGUUUGAACUGCUUCUGGAUCUCGGAGCAUUCAGUAACAUUGAGUGUGAAGGGGAGGGGAUCGUGGAACAGGCGGAGUUCUGCCACUACUCCAAUCGUUUCAGGGAAAAGUGUGCCCCCCCGGCCAUACUGAUUCUGGAGAACAUCAACAUCUCGGCUUCCCCUGACCUCCCAGACGGGCGGCCUGGAGUCGGAGAGAGCGCACUGUGUGACUGUGACUUUAGUCGUGGUCGGAGAACAUGCUUGCUUGAGGGUGAAUCCCACGGAGUCAAUCCAGCUCUGGUUCUCCACGGCAUCAGUCUGUUCAUCCUCUCCGUCUUCAUGAUUGAGAUUGGCCUGAAGCUGAUAGCCUUUAGAAUGAAGUACUUCCUUCCCUCCAUUCACCACAUCCACGGUCACAAGUUGUACUUCAUCUCCUUCGAGACGUUUGACGGAUUGGUGGUCGUAAUUUCCUGGAUCCUUGACAUUGCCUCCCUGAAAGAGGAAGAAGCGUUUGAACUGUUUGAUUUGGUCAUCAUCCUCCGACUCUGGCGUAUUGUGAGAGUCGUCAACGGUAAGGAGAAAGAAGAUAUCACGAACAUUUUUAGCUGGCCAAUUAGGGGCCCUAUGUGGUCUGGAGGGUGGGUGUGUGUUAUUGGGGAAAGAAGAAAGAGAGGUAAAGUGUAGGCAGGACUAUAGGUGAUUUCUUUGCUAGAUGUAAGGCUAUUAUGAAAAUGCUUUUGCACUUGCGACUGAUUGUAUAGUGGUCUACCAAGUAACCAAGGUUGUGGUUCUUUGGUAGCAAGUAAGUCUGCCCUCCCAAUUGGCAGCCUUUCUCUGCAUCCAUCCCAUAUAGCAUGGUCUUUUAAUGCAGUUCUUUGCUAUAAGUCUGCACAUGAGUCCUAACCACAUUUUCUUAAAACUUCGUGGCUUUUGAAUGCCAAUGAACAACGAAACCUUUUUGGCCCUCA
Messenger RNA from Geodia barretti, 3073 nucleotides. NCBI's taxonomy places the organism in Eukaryota, Metazoa, Porifera, Demospongiae, Tetractinellida, Geodiidae. The record is from the annotation of a GenBank genome assembly.